Molecule: messenger RNA, 1453 nt
Organism: Daphnia carinata
Lineage: Eukaryota; Metazoa; Arthropoda; Branchiopoda; Diplostraca; Daphniidae
Product: mitochondrial carrier homolog 2-like
Exons: 6
Coding region: 160-1077 (305 amino acids)
Source: RefSeq, a predicted model, not a curated record
UCGACGGUUUUGAUUGAUUUAGUCGGAUUUGGUAGGUUAGAUUGGCGGGUUUGUUUAGCUGGGUCUCUGAGAGAAUUUGGCAAAAGAUAUAUUACUGUCGACGCAGAGUUCCACUUUUUCACGUUGUAGUAUAUUAUACUAUAAACGCCUUCGACAAAAAUGAGUUCUGAGCAGGGUUCCUGGAGCAAUAUUGUUUUCAGAUGUGCGGUAGCUACCGGAGCUCAUCCAAUCGAUCUCACCAAAACGCUGAUACAAUUGGGUCAUGAACCUAUAGCUCCUAAACCAACAACAACACUAUUUGGAAGACCAGCUCUUGGUCUACCCAGUGUAUUCCAAUACAUUGGCUACAUCAAAAAGAGAGAUGGUUUUUUUGGACUCUACAGAGGCCUUGGGCCUAAGAUGUGUGCAACCAUUAUCAAAGGAAUGGUGUUCCAGAAAGCCACUGAAAUAUUCAUCGUGCAAGUAGAAGGCAAAAAAGAAAAGAAAAGAGACCCAUACCCUGAAGAUGAUGAAGAGGAAUCACAAGCUGAGGAGGAAACUUUUUCCGAGUUCGCGUUGACCCUCUGUCGCAAUAUUACCGCUACCACCGUGUCCAUUUUAGCUAGCCACCCUUUCCAUGUGAUUGCCGUACGGACCAUGGCACAGUUUAUCGGAGAAGAACAAAAGUACACAGGAGUUUUUGCUUCGGCAAAGGAAAUCUUCCACGAGAGUGGAGUUGCAGGGUUCUUCCAAGGGGUCAGCCCUAGACUUCUUGGGGAACUGUUAGCACUCUUUCUGGCUUCGUCCGUCAGCUUCACGGUCAGCACCUACGCGCUCGGUGAUCCCCGCUACAGAGCAAGCAUUAAGACGGCCGUUGGGUUUUUGUCAACAUCAUUGACCUAUCCGUUCAGCGUUGUGUCGACUUGUAUGGCGGUCACCGGUACUGGCUUAAUUGCUGGCCAACCGCCUUACAUGCCCAUUUACGUCAAUUGGACCGACUGCUGGUCACAUUUAUCGCGCAACAAUCAGCUCAAAAGAGGCUCGUCUAUUAUAUGGCGCUAUUACACCGGAACGACUGCCGUAUUGCGACCGUAUUAGGUUUAACUCUCCAAGACUCUUUGACAUCUAGGUGAUUUAAUAUCAGCAGAAUUUAAAUCCAAUUUCUUAUUUUGAAUUGUGAAAAUCAAGAUAAGAAUUUGGACGGGGAUAGAGAGCGUUUAGUGCUGUCUUUUCAUUCACAAUCAUUCGUAGUUUUUGAUCAUUUUUGAAUAGAUCUUGGUUUGAAGUAAGUUAACACUUUGAUCUUUCCAUCGUUGAACUAUAUCCUAGUUGGAUGGUUAAUGAUCAUUUCCCAGUCAUGUUAGUAACAAUUCUUGCUUGUCCUUGCAGUCACGAAUUGUCUCGUGUGUUGGUCAACUCCUUCAACAAGUAUGUGACCCUUUCAAUCAUCUUCCUUCAUAACAUUAAUAAAAAU